AUGAUAGGAAUAGAGAAAAUCGAAAAGAUUAGCAACUCCGAUGUUAAGGCGCUCUUUGUAAACGAUGAGAUGAUUAUAACAGGAGGACGGGAGGGAGUGAUAAGAAUCUAUGGCUAUGAACUUGGUUGUUGGGCAGAAAUUAAGCCUGGGCAGGGAUAUAUCAAUUGUAUCACGACUGGAAACGGAUUUUUAUUUGUCGGAUGCCAGAACGGGUGUAUAGUUAUGUAUUCUAUGGAUGAACUGGGGGCCCAGAAAGAAGAACAGAAGGUUGAGCCUAUGAGAUUGAUAAAGGAGCAUUCCUCCAACGUGUGCUGUUUAGAUACAGUAGGGGAUCUUGUUGUUUCUAGUUCAUGGGAUUGCUCAGCCAUUAUCUGGACUACAAAGCAUAUACUUAACGGGAACGUAACUAUAGUACAGAAGAUACCACAUCCUGCAGUUGUCUGGAGUGCUAAGUUUGUCAAUGAAAACACAGUUGUAACAGGUUGUAGCGACAAGUUGGUAAGAGUUUUUAAGAAUGGGACUCUGGCUUGUACGUUUAACUAUAACCUUUCAUAUGUCCGAGGAGUUGCUCUUUUACAUAAAAGCAUUAUUUCUGUCGACAAUGAAGGGAUGAUUCUCAAGAUAUCAUUGGACGGAAGGAUUUUAAAGCAUUACUCUGCAAAAGACUUUAUGUAUACUAUAUCUUCCUGUACAAACGGAGAUAGUGACCUGAUUAUAUGUGCAGGAGAGAAUGGAAAAGUUGUAAUACUUAAUGAAGAUCUUAAGCUAGUUCAGGAGAUACUAGUGCCUACAACAUCAUGCUGGGCUGUCCUUGGAUGGAAAGGUAGAGUAUAUGUUGGGGGAAGUGAUGGAAGGCUGUAUGUGUACUCUUCAGAUAUCUCUGACGAGGCCUCUAGGAUUCUAGAAGAGAUUAGAAAUAGCAAAGAAGCGCCAUUAAAAGAUGGAGAGUUUAUAUCAGAUGGACAGAAGUUCCGGGUGACUGAUGGAUCUGUAUAUCAAGAGAUUAAUGGAGAAUGGGUUUUUCUCGGUAAGGGAGAAGGAAUCAAACCUCACGACAACACAUUCCAGGUUGAGCUAGAAAACAAGUAUUAUACCCUUUCAUUCAACAAUGAUGAAAAUGUUUAUGAAGUUGCCGAGAAGUUCCUAAGUAAAAAUAAGCUUCGGGAUGAGUUCCGAGAUGAUAUCGUCGAUUUCAUCAAGAAGAAUUUUACUUCGGCCAGAGAGUUUAAAACGUAUUCAAGAAUUAAUGUAGAAGGUAUCAAGAAUAUGUUGAACAGAGUCAAAGACGAUCAUGGGUAUCUGUAUCCAUAUAUUCUUGAUAACCUUGAAAGGCCGAAGAUAGCCGACAAUGGCAAGGUUGAGGAAGAGAUAGAAAAGCUGAUUGAGAACGGCCUAAUGUUUAUGGCAUUGGACCUUAUAAGAUACUUUAUGGUCCAUAAAUACAGCUUUGACCUCUCUUUUCUACCUACAUUUACUCCCCAGGAUAAAAAGGAAGCCAUUACAUUUGUAAGGCUUCUCAGCAAUCUGUUUAUAGAUCCUCCCUUUAAUCUAGAGAUGUUCCACAGCCGUGUUUUAGAACUAAAGGAUCGUGGGGUUGUUGAUGGGGAAGUUCUGGACGAUUAUUUUGUAAACAGAAGUUUAAGAAACAGGGCAUGA
Molecule: messenger RNA, 1656 nt
Organism: Encephalitozoon intestinalis ATCC 50506
Lineage: Eukaryota; Fungi; Microsporidia; Unikaryonidae
Product: putative phospholipase activating protein
Exons: 1
Coding region: 1-1656 (551 amino acids)
Biological process (GO): ubiquitin recycling; proteasome-mediated ubiquitin-dependent protein catabolic process
Cellular component (GO): nucleus; cytoplasm
Molecular function (GO): ubiquitin binding
Source: RefSeq, a predicted model, not a curated record